Messenger RNA from Coffea arabica (coffee), 411 nucleotides. The record is from RefSeq and is a predicted model, not a curated record. NCBI's taxonomy places the organism in Eukaryota, Viridiplantae, Streptophyta, Magnoliopsida, Gentianales, Rubiaceae.
AUGAUCAACAUUUUCGCUGCUUUAAACUAUACGGAGGAUAAGCAGGUGACUUUUGCUGUAUUUCAGUUUGAGGGACAAGCUAGAGCCUGGUGGAACGUGAUAAGGGCUAAGUGGGAGAGAGAAAGAACCGUAUGGACCAGGUUGAACUUCGUCCAUGAGUUUAAUGAGAAAUAUCUCCCACCAAUAGUUCAGGAGAAAAGAGAGGACGAUUUCAUUAGGUUAUAUCAGGGAAGCUUAAGUGUAGCUGAGUAUGAGACUCAGUUCAUCAAGUUAUCGAAAUUUGCUCAUGAAUUGAUAGCUACGGAGCAAAGGAAGAUAGGACGGUUUGUGCAAGGGUUAAACGUAGAAAUACAGGAAGCCUGGGCGGCUGCGAAAAUUAAUACUUUCACCCAGGUUCUUGAGAAAGCCUAG